This is a messenger RNA of Penicillium waksmanii, 1215 nucleotides long. RefSeq lists its product as uncharacterized. Lineage: Eukaryota; Fungi; Ascomycota; Eurotiomycetes; Eurotiales; Aspergillaceae. The transcript has 8 exons. The coding region runs from base 1 to 1215 and encodes 404 amino acids. The record is from RefSeq and is a predicted model, not a curated record.
AUGAAGCAUUCGCAUAUUUUUUGGGUAGUCGCCUUGGGUGUAUCGACAUCAUGUCUUGGUGCCGAGACAAAAGAAUGCGACACUGCCACCAACGUGGUCGAGGACGGCACAAACGUCCUCGAACUACACACCCCCGAUCAGCUAGACGCGUUUGAAGGGUGUACAACGCUGAAUGGACAUAUUGUCAUUCAGUCAGACUAUGCCGGCGAAUUUAUCCUCAAUGGUGUGACUGAGCUCCAUGGAAAUAUCUCCACGGCUAGUAGUGGCUCGGACGGCUUACAUCUGUUCGAGAUGCGUAACCUUGAAAAAGUCAAUCAUAUUGACCUUUUUCUUGCCGGCGAUGUUCAUCUACCAAGCCUAAAUAGCACAGGGAACCUAAAGCUUGUCCAGAAGUCAGGUAGUGGCAAGAUAGAUCUGAAAUCGUUGGUCGAGGCUGACAAUGUCUCAAUUCGAGGGAGUUGGCCAAGCACUGAUUUUAGCUCACUGAAGACGGUUACGGUAGCCUGUGAGUUUUAUGGCUACCAAGUUUAUGGCGGUUCUCCUGAUGGGACCCUUACGCAUAUCGUGGUUGAUCUUCCCUCGCUCGAAAAAGCAGAUUACUUCGAUUUGUCGGGGACAGUGGAAAGCGUAUCUCUACCUAAACUAGAAGUGCUGGGAUACAUAGAGCAUACUGAUCUUUUCCCCGCCCAGGGGCUAUCCAUCAGGAUCGAAGAUGAGGAAACACUCGACUUUGACGCUCCGAAGCUUCACACGUUGAAUGGCGAGCUUUUCGUUUACGGUGGUUCUAAGCUUGGGUUCUUUGGGCAAGACCACCGAUAUGGGGGGGAGCUACGCAGCAUCUACCUACCCGACAUGGAUGAUUUGGGAGAUGUCGACUUGUCGUAUUACCCAAGGAUACCUUGCAACGAUACGCUGUAUCAACUAUGGGAAGGGCAGUCAGAAAACUCAAGCGAUUGGGAUGACUACAAUUCGUGCCUAAAUUACGACUUUCUACAAGAAGACGAAGAGACAGACCGGGCCAGCACAACGGUCAUCACUACCCCUACUGCCACAACUACCCCUGGUGUGACAGAGAUCACCACAAGUGGAAGCGGUACCAAAACAGCUGCUGAUGACCCAGAUAGCACUGAGAGCCCGUCUUCCGGGAAUGCUGCUCGCCAGGCAUUGUCCAUACCCUCGACCAGCGUUUAUAUCAUGUGUGAGACCAUGGAAUGA